GUGGCUAGACUGGCGAGGGGGGUGCAGUACGCAACCAUCAUCACAAACGUCUUGCAUUAUCGCGAAAUCUCGCUCGAAUUGUGCGGUGCUCGUGUAGACUAUCCUAUUUGAGUCAAUGGCGGGUCGUGUUUAGUAUUCUUGCAUUUCCAUGUUGUAGGUCUUUAAAUACGCGCGAUCGAAACACAUUAUUUUUUAUUUUAUUCGGCUAGAUGGCGAGAUAACGAACUCGUGUCUGUUUUUGAACGUAGAGCUGUUUGCGAGUUAGCUAGCUAGCCAGCUAAAUUGCUUGCUAGCUAGCUAACGUUAACUGCCAGUCAACACAAUUCAAAUGCAUUGUUCUACGUGGAGUAACUUAUGCAUUGCUAAAAGUGUGGGAUAAAAUAAGGGACGAUGAAGAUGUAGCGGCCAUUAUUCAAAAUAAUGUAUCGACUGUAACUAAUUGUACAUUAGACUAACUGAGAUAAACAGCGAUGUAACCAACUGCCAUAUGGACGAAACGAACUAGGCUAGUGUAGGGUUUAGCAGUCCCGGCUAGAACAAUAGUUAGUCUAGGACUUGACAGAGCUAGCCUUAGCUAGCUGGCUGGCUAACGUUCGUCAGCUGGUUCAAUUUGUUUGCGUUAGACUAGUGUAGAUAGUUGUUUCAGUCUUGACCGGCUAACUAGGCAUGUGUUAAAGAAAAUUAACGUUAGCAAACAAGUUAUGUCGGCUAACGUUAUCUUCUUGCGUUGAGAUGGCAGGGUUAUUUAUAGUUUUAAUCAGGAAAUUUGGCAAAUUAACCCUAACGAACAAAAGUGAGGCUUUCUUGUAUGGGCAGUCAAGGCUGCUACCUAGCUGUCACUAAUUCACUGUAAUCUGAAUACUUGUCUCGCUAAUAAUAUGUAGUCUAGCUAGGUAGCUAGAACCAAGUUAACCGGAGUUACAAUAUGUCAAUGUUGUACUAGUCGAACAUAGUUGUAGCUUAAGUAUUGAUUCGAGGCAGACUGACGUACCUCUGUGGGCAACUGCUUGUUUCCCAGAACCGAAUUUAAGAUGAAACUCUCCAGCAGAAUCAGACAGUUUGUUUGUAUUUGAAAAUACAACCCACAUUUCGACGUGCCUCAUUAAUGACGACAAAUGACUCCUGAAGGGAUCUGGUGCCAGAUGACCGGGGUGGGCGAGUCCUCCCGUCAGACAGACCAUCCUGAGUGACGGCUCUUCAGGCAGCUCCGUCACCGCCCCCCCCCCACCCCCACGCUUAGGGACCGCGGCGAUGACACACCUACCAAGCAGCUCAGUCCGUGACCACAUGAAAUGGGCGGGGUUGCUGGGCUGUGAGGCGGUUUUGUCAAGCAUGGCCCUGAUGCAGGCGAGCUCCAUGGCCGGUCCGAAGAAGAUGAUGUCACCGCUGAGUCACGGGCAGCGGGAGAGCGCCGAGCGCAACGCGCCGGGUCACAUGAUCCUGCCUUCUGGAAUGAGCUGCCCACCGCUGCUCAUCAGAAAGGAGGGAGAGUUCCAUUCCUCUCGGCUGUUGGACGAUAAGGAAAUGCGGGACAGCGACGACAUGCAGCUGAAAAAGAAGAACAGGAAGUCAGGAACGCCCUGCAAAGUGGUGGUGGUGGACGAGAACGGCGACUGUCCGCUCAAAGUGCAGAAGAACUUCAUCUGCGAGCACUGCUACGGCGCCUUCCGCAGCGGCUACCACCUGAAGAGGCACAUCCUCAUCCACACAGGGGAGAAGCCGUUUGAGUGCGACCUGUGCGACAUGCGGUUUAUUCAGCGUUACCACCUGGAGAGGCACAAGCGAGUUCACAGCGGAGCGAUGCUUUGGGAGAAGCCGUUUGCAUGCGACCUGUGCGACAUGCGCUUUCUUCAGCGUUACCACCUGAAGAGACACGAGCGAAUUCACAGCGGAGAGAAGCUUUGGGAGAAGCCGUUUGCGUGCGACCUGUGCGACAUGCGGUUCAUUCAGCGCUACCACCUGGAGAGGCACAAGCGAGUUCACAGCGGAGAGAAGCCCUACCAGUGCGAACGCUGUCAGCAGAACUUCUCGCGGACGGACCGCCUCCUGCGACACCGGCGGCUGUGCCAGGGACGGGCCGUGGCCAAGGUGGAGAACCAGUCCUGCUGCGACGUGAGGGCCUACUCCCAGGAGCCGCCGCCCCCCACGGCCGCCUGGAGCCCCCUGCACCCUCCCCCCGGCCGCCUGGCAGUUUGACAGACCCCCCUCUCCUUCCCGCCCUACCCCCCACACCCACACCCCACCGCCACCCUGGAGAAACACAACACGCCACAGCUUCACGGGCUAACAGUCUGGAGCUCACUGGCGCCAUCGCCAGGUGCUGACUGAAAUCGCAGAUCCGGUCAUGAGCUUCCGGGAGGAGACACAUUUGAACGUGCUUUUUGUUUUCUUUUCUUUUUUCCCCCUCCUUCACCCUUUUUUGGUCAUCUAGUUUCUUACAAUAGAUGGUGGAUAAUUUUGUACUUCUUCUAUUUGAUUUCUAUAUUUUUUUAUUUUGUUAUUAUUUCGACUUUACUGUUUGUUUUUAUGGUACCGAAAGGUGGGGAAUGGAAGGGUGGGCGUCAACACCAUGGCAACGGCUAAAGCUAAGUUUAUACAUGCAUAUGGUGAAGCUAUGGAGGGAAAUUAUAUGUAGUUAUCUGUAAAAAAAAAAAAAACCCUGUCAGAUGAUGGUAGAACCGUAGAGGUUAGGUUUGUAUACCAGGCAUUGGUUGUGAAACUGAGGGAGACGAAAAAGCUUUUUUGACAUUUACAAAUGAAAACCAUCCCGUUGACAAAACAGGGCUAUUGUUGGUCAUAAUGCCACAAUGCUCUGUAAUGGAAAGGAGAGGAUCAGUUAUCUUGUGUGGUGUGGAGACGACCCAUUUAGACUCCAGUGUAGAACAGCACUGAAGACUCAGGACACUGCACCAGGAGGCAGCUUUACCAAUAUAUGUCAAAUGUUUUCUUGUUUUAAUAUAUACAGACAGACUUACCGAAUAACAAGUAAGACACAAAACCUUGUGGCCUUCAUACAUGCUCACAGGCGUUUGUAUUCUUUUUUUGAGGUUUAAAAAAAAAAAAAAAAAAAAUUGUUUUUAUGUUAGCUAGAGAAUGUGACUGGCAGUUAUCAGCGGCGGGUUUUACAAUUCCGAAAUUGCGAUCGCGAGACUGCCGCUUGCCGCAUUGCAUUAUAAAGCCUGCAGGGGGCAGCAAAGGAUAUUUAACAGUGCAGUUCACAGGAUGGCGACGCCCCAAAUGGCACACCUCUGAGGGGAGCACGGUUUUUCCUCAUAAAAAAACGGGCCACCUCAGAGCGGCAAGCCAAAAUGUAGGUUUCCGUGUCGUAAAGCGAAUCCCGUUGGGGCAAGCGCCCGUGGAUCUCCGCGCAGCUGUCACAACCGUCACAACCGACUGUUAAUAGGUUUCCUCUCUUAACACCUGUAUCAUUCAAGCCAAAAGGAAAGCGAAAAUCAGGACACAAUGCAGAACUCCUCAUCCAGAAUAGAUGUGCAGAUGAUGUGACCACAGCCGCGACCGGUUUGGGGUCUCCGUAACGCAGGGCUGUGGCGGCCUGCUCUCUGACGGUUGCGCUGCAGUCCGCACUCUUUCUGCCAGAGGUGCGAGCACGUGCAGCAGCAGCAGCACCGAACAGGGGCUGUUGGGGCGGGGCGGCGGGAUCCGUAGGCGGGCCCUAGUCGCCGCGUCCGGUUUGAACAUUCGCAGCCUUCUUUUCCGCCAGUCUGAAAACGACGAAACGCGUUUGUGAAAUCCCGACCACCAGCGGGUGACCAGCGGCGUUUUCAGUUUGAGGAUCACGUGCUGCUGCGCUACGGGCAACCCAGGGGACAGAAAGCGGGGGGGAAAGCACUGGGUGGACACCCCCCACCCCCGCUUCUGUCGCUUAGCAACGUCCCUGUCACCGAAUCUCAAGGACCUUUUUUGUUUUUCUUAGUAUAUUCUUAAACACUGGAGCGAGAAAAAAAAGCUGGAGCUGAUAAUGGAUGUAUUGUUUUUAAACGGCUAUAAUUUUUAGUCCAUUGAAAGAGAGACAUAACCUCGCUUUAAAAUGGUGGAAAAAAAGAAACAAAUGACCAAUACUUGGAUUAGUAUUGUUUUGAGAAAUCAGAUUGUCUUGUAUUUAAGUAUUCUUAGGGACCUAGAGUACCUCAGAAGAUUGCAGUGUUUUAACACUGUUCUUACCCCCUUCUUACCCCUAAAACUGUAGUGAAUAAUCUUAAUAGGAAUACUAGAACAACUGUGUCUAGAGUAGCAAUCACAGAUUAGAGUUUUUUAAUAGUCUUGCAUGCAGAGCUGUGAUCCUCGGUUUAACUAAAAGGAUCAUAUAUUAAUUCUUUGUGUAGGUAUGAAGAUUUUUUGCGUUUAAAUAACUUUUUUUUUUUAUUGUUAUCGCCAUUAUUGUUAAAACGGGCAAACUAAUAUUUACCCUCAUGAUCCAGUUAGUGACAAUGGUAUGGAGUGAAGAGCAGGGCUUUCAUUAAGCUGUAAUAAACGCCUUUUUAAAAAAGA
Molecule: messenger RNA, 4509 nt
Organism: Anguilla rostrata (American eel)
Lineage: Eukaryota; Metazoa; Chordata; Actinopteri; Anguilliformes; Anguillidae
Gene: znf740a
Product: zinc finger protein 740a
Exons: 9
Coding region: 1252-2196 (314 amino acids)
Biological process (GO): regulation of transcription by RNA polymerase II
Cellular component (GO): nucleus
Molecular function (GO): DNA-binding transcription factor activity, RNA polymerase II-specific
Source: RefSeq, a predicted model, not a curated record